Molecule: messenger RNA, 1414 nt
Organism: Stegodyphus dumicola
Lineage: Eukaryota; Metazoa; Arthropoda; Arachnida; Araneae; Eresidae
Product: IST1 homolog
Biological process (GO): protein transport
Source: RefSeq, a predicted model, not a curated record
AGACGCUUGUGGGAGGAUGAUGAUGGGCCGAGAAUUUGGCCUUGGGCCCAGAAUUUUAGUAAACAGUGCAACCGCUGCAAACUCGAUUGGCGCUGCAGUCAACCUAUUUGGCGCCAAUUUGUAAAUAUGGGACAAAGAACAAAGAAUCUCUAAUCUUUGAUAUUCUUUGUAUGGGAGUCAAGACUUUUUGUUGAAGCAGCUUUAGUAUAGCCAAAGAAUUCUUUGUUAUAGCCCUGGCAUUCUCCAUAGAUAUUCUUGCGUUUUCAUGAGUUGGAGGGUGAUUGCUGUUGCGCAUAAUAGUUAGUGUAAGAAUGUAUCUGAUGGGUAAAUUUCCUGAGCUUAAAAGAAAUUUAAUAUUAACAAUCGGGAAAUUAGAGUAUUUAGCAGAGACUAUAUAUGGACAAGCCCAAAAUGAAAAACGCCGCAUUGCUGAUUAUCUUGCAAAAGGAAAAUUUGAGCGUGCUAGAAUUUGUGUAGAGGACGUAAUUUACCAGGAGCAGCUAAUAGAAGGCAUUGAAGAACUAGAACUACAGUGCGAAAUCUUGCGGGUUCGAAUUCGUUUCAUUCAGCAGGAGAAACCUUUAGAUCAAUGUUUAGCUGAAGCAGUAUUGAGCUUGAUCUGGGCAGCUGACCAUUUAAAGACUGAUAUUGAGCAGUUAAAGAUGAUUGCUAGGGAACUAGAAGAGAUAUAUGGCGAACCUUAUGUCUUAGCUGCAAGAGAAAAUGUAGAGAACUUAGUAAAUAAAAAACUGAUACAUAAAUUUAGUGUGCAAGUUCCUCCUAAAAGUUUAGUAGAAAAAUAUUUAAUAGAAAUUGCUAAAAGCCAUAAAGUUCCUUAUGAAGUAUUUGCUGCAGAGGAAGAGGCUCAAACAGAACCUUCAAUUGAUUUAAGUGAUGAAUGUAAAUCAUUGAUGCAUCAUGCUGGACAGUAUCCACAGCAUGACUUAACAAUGCCAUUUAAUUAUCCUGCACCCAAUGUGAAUCGAAAGGGUGCAAGUGUUCCACCUGAUCCUUCAGUACAGCCCAAUUGCUUAUUUCCAGGACGACUUGGAAAUUUUUGUACUGUACUUAAUCGACUUGCACAGAUACACGAGAAAGUGUGUGGAAAGAGUGCAAGUGUUCCACCUGUUUCUUCACCUUUUCGAGUUGCCUCCUCACAGAAACAUGAGAAAAUUUUAGGUGUGUGGAAGGAAUGCAAGUGUUCCACCUGUUUUUUCAGGCUCGUAUCCAGUAAAUUCAGGAUUCUUCAAAGACGCAUGGGAUUCUUAGGGAACACAAAUGAAAUCUUAUAGGCUACAAAUAUGUGAGUCUUAUGUCUGAGACUAGCUAUAUUUUUCUGUCACUGAAACUGUUUGUACAAUAAACGAAGUUUAUGUGAGUUAUUCUCAGGAAAAUAAAACAAUAUUUAAUUUAG